Thecamonas trahens ATCC 50062 is the source of this 1706-nucleotide messenger RNA. RefSeq names its product coproporphyrinogen III oxidase, aerobic. NCBI's taxonomy places the organism in Eukaryota, Apusomonadida, Apusomonadidae. The record is from RefSeq and is a predicted model, not a curated record. The transcript has a single exon. Gene Ontology annotation, cellular component: cytoplasm; mitochondrial intermembrane space. Gene Ontology annotation, molecular function: coproporphyrinogen oxidase activity. The coding region runs from base 41 to 1102 and encodes 353 amino acids.
CAUCCAGCAGUCACCACACUCGACUCUUCGGAAGUAAGCCAUGGCCGAGACGCACCCAGGCGAGAGUCCAAGCACAGCAGCUCCGGGCGGAGGAGCAGGCGGAGCUGGCGGAGCUGGCGGCGAUGGAGCAGGCGACAACGGAGUGGCAGCAGGCGCUGGUGACCGGCAGCAGCCUACGGUGGACGAGAUCGAGGCCGGAUUCCGGGCUGUGCAGGAUGCGAUCUGCUCGUUUUUGGAGGAGAUGACCGGCGAGACGUACACCGAGGACGUGUGGGAGUACGAGAAGGGGACCGGCGGCGGGCGGACGCGGGUGUGGGAGGGUGGGGCCCAUCUGGAGAAGGCUGGCGUCAACUGGUCGGGCAUUGCGGGUGACGACCUCCCGCCGUCUGCGCAAAAGGCCUUCAACAUCCCGCCAGGCACCCCAUAUCGCGCCACGGGCGUCUCGCUCGUCAUCCACCCGCGAUCGCCGCUCGUUCCCACCAUCCACGCCAACAUCCGCUACUUUGCCGCCGGCGACGCCGUCUGGUGGUUUGGCGGCGGCAUCGACCUCACCCCGUACUACCCAGACAUCGACGGCGUCAUCGCCUUUCAUCGCAAGCUCGCUGACCUCUGUGCCGCUCACAGCGUCGACUACGCCGCCGCCAAGAAGACCUGCGACGAGUACUUUUUCCUCCCGCACCGCCAGGAGACCCGCGGCGUCGGCGGCCUCUUCCUCGACCACCUCAACACCGAUCCCGCUGCCCACUUUGACUUUCUCUGUGCUCUCGGCCACGCCUUUGCCGAUCUCUACGGCCUCUUCCUCACCUCGGCCGCCCUCACCGCCCCAUACUCGGACGACGAGCGCGAGUUCCAGCUCUAUCGCCGCGGCCGCUACGUCGAGUUCAACCUCCUCUUUGAUCGCGGCACAAAGUUUGGCAUCCAGUCGCGCGGUCGGACAGAGUCCAUCCUCAUGUCGCUCCCGGCCACUGUCAACUGGAAGUACAACUGGGCCCCGAGCCCCGGCUCGCGCGAGGCAGUCCUCUACGACCACUAUCUGCGCCCGCAGCCGUGGCUCGACCUCACCGACGACGAGCGCGACGCCAUGCGCCUCCCGCAACACUAAAACUGCGCGUCCUGGCUGGCUGGCUUGGGUGUGCCCUCCUUUUACAACCGCUCAGCAUCGCCGUCGCUCGACGACGACGAGCCGGAGCUCGAGCUGGAGCUGCUAGGCUGGGACGACGACGACGACGACGAGCCGGGGGCCCGCCUAGACCCUGCUGAGCUAGCUGCAGAGCUCUUGGCCGAUGCGGCCGAUCCAGAGCCCGAGCCAGACGCCGCUGAUUCGUCAGCCGAGCCGCACGACGCAUCCGAUACGUCGGAAAUCGCGAUCGACGCCACAGAAGACGCCACAGAAGACGCCGUAGAAGACGCCCCAGACAGCGCCCCAGACAGAGCCUCGUCAGCAGCGCCUACGGUAUCGGCCUCGUCAGCCUCAUCAGCCUCCCAGCUCUCGGUCGUGUGCGUCGUAGUCUUGGUUACCGUCGUUGUCGUCGUCGUUGUCAUCGUCGAUGGCGUCUUCUUCUCUUCGCCAGCCUUCUCAGCCUCGUCAUCAGCCUCGGACUCGGCCUCGGACUCGCCAUCGACCUCGGCAUCGCCAUCGACCUCGGCAUCGCCAGCGACAUCGCCAUAGCUGUCGUCAUCAUCAGAAUGAAACUCCAGAUCGUCCA